AUGUCCAACGACCGCGGCCAUAGAGUCGCCAGUGCAAUUGACAGCCUGAUUACGCACCUGCUGCCCGCAAACCCCGACGACGAUGACCAGGUCGCCCAGGACAAGCACGAUGCUUGCUUCGAGCUCGUCCGGUCCAUCAUUGAGCGCCCUAGCUCCCCAGCCGUCUCGGCCGACGUUAACCAUGCUUCGGACCUGAUCAAGCGGAAGCUCAUCCAGAGCAAUCCCACCCAGGCACUGCGCUUCUCCAAUCUUUACACGCGCCUGCUAUCGCUGCCGGUCCUCAACCAGAAAUGGGCCAUCCUAUAUCUGCUCUACCAGCUCUCGGAUUCCCCAGAUCCCAAUGAGCCUCUGCCCCUGAGCCCCUUGAGGCAGCCAGGUCCCGUACAUCGAGGCCAGUCGCCGCCGCCGCCGCCGACUCGAGGCGUAGAAUGGGGAGAGUCUUCCAAAACCGCGACCCCGGCCACUAUUCCCGAAGAAGAUGCCUUCGAAGAUGCCUUCGCGUCCUCAGGCCUGAAGAAGCUGCCCCUUGAGAAGACGAGGCCGCUCCCAGACGACGACGCCUCCCCCAAGAAGAGUGCAAGGGAUGUUUCGUUAAAGUCGACGCUCCUUGCCGAUAAUUCCGUCGACUUGGAACCUUCAGAGACGGUUCUGCUCCGAGAAUUGCCCUACACGCUUCAGGGGCUCUCGUCUGCAGCACUCCCGUUCGUCAAUGAUACGACACUCAAGCUACCGCGAACGCUUCCGCCCCCCAUCAUCUCCCUCCUUCACACGCUUGCGGAGCCGUCUUUGCUUUACCGAAGGCUUGCAUCGUUCGUCAAGUCGCCUGCGAGGGGCUUGCUCGGGCAGAGCUUACGGGCAGCCAUCAACAUAGAACUGCGCGCCUAUCUCACUCUCAUUGCAACUCUCGAGGGGGAGGUCCGCCGUGCACUCUCGUCGCUCGACGAGGCAGCGCCCCGCCACGGCAUAGGGAAGGCUGGCGUGACGUUGAAGCGCUGUGUGGUGUGGACUCGGGAGGCAACCAUGGGCUUGCGCCUAAUGUCGUUGAUGGCCGAGCAGAGCACGAGUAAGCACGGCGGGCAGCUGAUCAGCCUGGUCCACGGCUUCUCUUCCUCACACGGCGACCCGGUCGUGGCUGCGUUUGCAGAGCGUCUCCUGGCCGACGUGACGCGGCCCUUUUACGACAUCCUCCGCCGCUGGAUCUACGACGGCGAGCUAUCGGACCCGCACUUGGAGUUUUUCGUCCGGGAGCAGAGCCCCCACGACGAAGACAGGAAGGAGUCCAAGGCUAAGGGCCAGGCCAGCGUCUGGAACUCCAAGUACGAGGUUGUCGACGCCAUGGUGCCGAGCAUCAUUACGGCUGAUUUUGCGCAAAAGGUGUUUCUUAUCGGAAAGUCACUGAACUUUAUCCGCCACAGCUGUGGCGACAGCCAGUGGGUCGAGGCCUACAGCAAGACGUCGUCAAAAGAGCUCAAGUACGGCGACACGGCCACGCUGGAGACGUGGAUCGACGAGGCCUACAAGACGACGAUGCAGCGACUGAUGGAGCUGAUGGACAGCCGGUUCCACCUGUUUGAACACCUCCAGGCGCUCAAGAACUACAUAUUGCUCGGGCAGGGCGACUUCAUUGCUCUCCUGAUGGAGUCGCUGGCCGCUAACCUCGACCGGCCCGCCGGAGCACAGUACCGCCACACGUUGACGGCGCAGCUCGAGCAUGCAAUCAGAGGCUCGAAUGCGCAGUACGACAGUGACGAGGUGCUCCGCAGGUUGGACGCGCGCAUGCUGCAGCUCAGCCACGGCGACAUUGGCUGGGACUGCUUCACGCUCGAGUACAAGAUCGACGCGCCCGUGGACGUGGUGGUGACGGAGUGGGGCAACCGGCAGUACCUCAAGGUGUUCAACUUCCUCUGGCGUAUCAAGCGGGUCGAGUUUGCACUGGCGACGACGUGGCGCAAGUGCAUGACGGGGGCGCGGGGGGUGCUCCAGACGAAGGACAAGGAGGUGCUGCAGACGUGGAAGGGCACGCGCGGGGUGCUUGCCGAGAUGAUACACUUUGUCGGCCAGCUCCAGUACUACAUCUUGUUUGAAGUGAUCGAGAGUAGCUGGGCGGAGCUGCAGAAGAACAUCCGGAAGGAGGACUGCACGCUGGACGACCUCAUCACGGCGCACACAAAGUACCUCACGUCCAUCACGCACAAGGGCCUCCUCGGCGCCCGGCGGCGCCAGCACCACGACUCGGUCAAGGAGGCGGCGCUGGCGAGCGGGAGCCGCGACCCGGCGGCCGAGGUCGAGGACCGCAACUCGUACAUGAUACAGCUUAGUGAGUUGCUGCGCACCAUGCUGGCAUACCGCGACAGCGUCGAUGGGCUCUACAGCUGGUCCGUGUCCGACUUUACGCGACGGCAAGAACUGGGCGCGGUAGGACUCAUGCGCAAGAAUCAGGUGUCCACCCCGUCAGACGGUGGAGGUGGCGGCAGCGGCGACCAACCGGGGGCCGGGCUAGACUCGGCUGCUGGCGGCAGCGGCAGCGGCAGCGGCGCGGGCAUCGUUAAGUCCGAGCUGCCGGCGCUGCAGGAGCGGCUCAAGCAGCUCGGGCUGACGUUCCGCACGCGGCUGCAGAUCCUCCUCGGCGACCUCGCGUACCAGCCCGACGUCGACAUGCGCUUCCUCGGCGUCUCGAUGAACUUUAACGAUGUCUAUCAGCCCGUGCGCAGGAAGACCAAGACGAGCGCCGGGCCGGGGGCGGUGGUGGCGGCAUCGGGGUCCGGGGCGGGGUCCGGCGCCGCAGCGGGAUCUGCGGCUAACACGUCCAGGGCCGCUUAG
Molecule: messenger RNA, 2820 nt
Organism: Lasiosphaeria miniovina
Lineage: Eukaryota; Fungi; Ascomycota; Sordariomycetes; Sordariales; Lasiosphaeriaceae
Product: Spc98 family-domain-containing protein
Exons: 2
Coding region: 1-2820 (939 amino acids)
Biological process (GO): meiotic cell cycle; spindle assembly; microtubule nucleation
Cellular component (GO): equatorial microtubule organizing center; spindle pole; centrosome
Molecular function (GO): microtubule minus-end binding; gamma-tubulin binding
Source: RefSeq, a predicted model, not a curated record